This is a messenger RNA of Phanerochaete carnosa HHB-10118-sp, 871 nucleotides long. RefSeq lists its product as uncharacterized. The transcript has a single exon. The coding region runs from base 148 to 705 and encodes 185 amino acids. The record is from RefSeq and is a predicted model, not a curated record. Lineage: Eukaryota; Fungi; Basidiomycota; Agaricomycetes; Polyporales; Phanerochaetaceae.
ACCAACAUCCUUUCGCUGGCCUCUUAUAUUUGACGUCGCACGCUGGAUUCGUCGACAUAUAGACACUGAAGAAUAGAGUCUCUUCACAUUCCUGACAGUCACUCUUUACGAACCCGAACCAUAAUUCGAACUACGACAUCCUUUGCGAUGAUCUCGUCGGCCUACGACUCUGGAAGCCCAUCGUCUGCUCCAGAUCAUGCUAUCACGUAUUCUAUGAGCCUGCCUAGCAUUACAAGCUCCUACUCGACGCUGUCUGGAUUCUCGAGUUCGAGCUCGUACCAUCGGGGCGGUGCCGACGCGUCGUUCAGUCUAUCUAGCAGCCUCACGUCCAUUGAAGACCUGGAAGCUGUUCCUGCAUGCGAAGACUGGAAUCAUCGCCCACUUUGUCCCACGGCACACGAGUCUAUCCCGCCGUCCGAAUGGACGAAACGAAGAUCUCUACGUGAACGGCUCGUCUCCAUCCGGAACAACAUCCGAAGAUGUGCGUCCGAUCUCGCGCAAGGAGCCUCGUUCUACAACACUGCCGUCGGUCUCGUGUUCUGCUAUUAUGCCUGGACGCUUCUCCUAGCCCUAUCAGGGUCCGGCGGUCAAGUUACUGCGGGCGACGCCGUGGACGUCGCACCGUGCUAUGCUCUGCUAGUCGCUCAACCACCCAACAACGGCUCUACCGGCUCUGGUGACUACUUCAUUCCGACUCAUCCUUAAGCUGGUUGAGGUGAAGGCAGACUUAUUGGACACGAGUUUUCGGCUACGAGCCCUUGUCAGCGAAUGGACCGUGCAUAUUACUUGGAGCAUCACAUGUAGUUCGGGUCCUACAGUUACGCCACAUGUGUAAUAAAGCAUGCUAAUGGGAGCCAUGGCGUAGUGCCCU